UAGUGAUGGAAAAACUUCAAAACAAACCAUGGACUUUUCAGAUUUCACAUUCGACGAGUUCAAGCAUCGAGUUUCUGAGCGCGUGUCCAACCCAGAUGUCACAAUGAGUAUCAUGAUAGCACUGUGUGUGGCAGUUGUAACAAUACUGGUUGUCCUCUUCUUUGGAGUAUGGAAGCUGCGUACCAAAGUGCUUCCAAGCCGGAGUGGUGUGCCUCGGAAACCUCGUUUCAGAAAGAGAGACAAAGUAUUGUUCUAUGGGCGCAAAAUGCUAAGGAAGGUAAGGAGUUUUACUAAAAAUACAGUGGGAGCAGCAUACUCUGGUCCUGGCCGAGGCAAACUGAAAAAUAAACAGUUAGUGAUGAAAUUAGCUAAAAGGUUACUACAGCUUCGAAACAGGAAUGCUUUACCACAGCGGAAACACACAGAGCCUCCACAAUCCUUCCUGGAAACAGACUCAUCAGAGAUAGAGGAGCCAGACCACCGUUUACCCCCAGAGGUCCUGUACAUGCUGCGUAGUACCAGAGUUUUUGGCCAUUUUGAAAAACCAUUAUUUCUGGAGCUUGUAAAGCACAUGGAGUCCAAAUUUAUAGCCCCCGGUGGUUACCUGUUUAAAAUCGGAGAUGUGGACGACAGUAUAUACGUAGUACAGAGUGGCAAGCUACAUGUCUAUAUAGCUGAGGCGGAAUCUGAAUAUUUUGUUAAAGAAGUGAACACUGGAGACAGUAUCCACAGUCUGCUCAGUAUUCUGGAUGUACUUACGGGCGUUUGCCAUGCCCAACCUUUUAAAACCGUUUCCGCAAAAGCUGUGGAAGAGACAACAGUAUUGAGAUUGCCUGCUCUUGCUUUCCAAUCCCUAUUCGAGCGAUUUCCAGAGUCUUUGGUCAGAAUUGUACAGAUAAUUAUGAUACGACUACAGCGAGUGACAUUUACUGCCCUACAUAACUACCUGGGCCUCAGUAACGAACUCAUCAGUCCAGCAAGCCACACUGAGGCGCGAACCCUCUCAAUCCACACCAUCACGCCGCACUCGAGUCCACAUAAACGCCAGACAAGUUUUACACCCUCCUCAUCAGCUGACAUGGAAACUAUGAAGGCUUCCUUCAUGGACGUGAGGAGACAACACUCUGAGGGCAGUGACGUGGAUAACCUAAAGUCUGACUUUGACACGGCGCGUAUGCGGGCUCGUGCACUCAGUGCAUCGUCCAAGGUAGAGAUUGAAGUAACACCAUCCAGUUCUACGUCUGUUCAGAGACACAAGGUCAAGAAAACAGACAUGCCUACAUCAACAUCAUCUCAGAACACCAACGAGGAGAUGGUCCUCAACCUGGCUAAGAAAGACUUAAUCACCCUUCUCAAACUUAAAGAUUCCACCAUAUUGGAUGACAAGGUGUACUUACAGUACAUCAAGGCUGGAACCACGCUGAUCAAACAGGGUGAUCAGGAUGCAAGUCUCAUUUUCCUCAUCACUGGAAAUUUGCUGAUUCUUCAACAAGUCGUUGGAGCUAAAGAAAAGGAGCAAGCCUUGUUGUUUUGUUCCCAGCCGGGAGAAAUGGUAGGAGCCCUGGCUGUGUUGACUGGAGAGCCAUCGUUCUUUACCAUCAGGUCAAAAACUGAUGUCCGCAUUGUCGUCAUCUCCAAAAAUGAUUUCUAUGAGAUAAUGCGGGUUCAGCCAGAUGUGGUCCUCAAUGUUGCUAAAACAACACUAGUGAGAAUGACACCAUUUGUACGACAAAUUGACUUUGCUCUCGACUGGAUGUUGACAGAGGCAGGGAAAGCACUAUUUAGACAGGGAGACCACUCCGACAGUAUAUAUAUUGUCCUCACUGGACGGUUUCGGUCCGUGAUCACUCAGAAGGACGGUAAGAAGGAGCUGGUAGCGGAGUAUGGCCGCGGGGAACUUGUUGGUAUCGUGGAGGUCCUCACAGACACUGAACGCACCACCACCAUGAUGGCCAUUCGAGACACUGAAUGUGCUAAACUACCAGCCGAGUUACUUAACUUGAUAAAGAGGAAGUAUCCACACAUUGUUACUCGACUCAUCCAUCUGCUAGGACAGAGAAUCCUGGGACAUUUACAGACAUCGCGUCAACAGGUCCCACUUGGAGCUAGCAUAUUUUUAGAUCCGCCAAAGCACCUGCUACCUCAGGACAGCGACACGCCCUCUCACAGUGCCGAUAAUCUGCAGAUAGUGGAGAACAGGUCGGUGAGUAAUCUGGCUACGGUGGCAGUCCUGCCUAUAUCAAAGGAUGUGCCAAUCUCAACGUUCACCCUGGAGCUCCAGAACGCCCUUAAAGCCAUAGGGCCUACAACCAGGCUGACCAGUCAAAUUGUGAAGUCCAGAAUGGGAGGGGCUGCACUGGACAGUAUCCAUGAAUUCCGCCUGUUUAACUGGCUGGGCCACCAGGAGGAUAUGCAUCGAAUGACCCUGUAUGAGUGUGACUAUACAAUGACGAAGUGGACAAAGAACUGUAUACGCCAGGCCGACUGUAUCCUCAUCGUGGGUCUGGCUGACAAUGACCCUGCAGUAGGAGAGGUGGAGAAACAGAUGGGGAAUAUCUCUGUGCGAGCCCAGAAGGAGCUUGUCUUGCUGCACAAGGAGGACGGAGAUAAACCCAAGGGCACGGUGGAGUGGCUAAAUGCCCGCGGCUGGUGCUCAUCCCAUCACCACAUCCGAUGUCCCAAACGUGUCUUCUCUAAACGCCCUGAAGACAAAAUUUUGGAGUUAUACAACAAACUAUUUGAGACUGAACCAGACAGACAGAGCGACUUUGGAAGACUGUCCAGAUUUCUCACCGGCACUUCCAUUGGUCUGGUCUUGGGAGGGGGAGGAGCCAGAGGACUGGCCCACAUAGGUAUGAUAAAGGCAAUGGUGGAGGCAGGCAUCCCCAUAGAUAUGGUUGGUGGCACCAGUAUGGGUUCCUUUAUAGGGGCCGUUUGGUGUGACGAGGUCAACAUAGCCAGGGUCACACAGAAGACCAGGGAAUGGUGUAAGGAAAUGACAUCAUUGUGGAAGAAGAUUGUAGAUCUGACAUAUCCAAUAGCAUCCAUGUUCUCAGGUAGGGCAUUUAACAGAUCAAUAGAGAUGGUGUUCACAGACCGACAGGUGGAAGACUUGUGGACGCCCUAUUUCUGCAUCAGUACUGAUAUCUCAACGUCAAAGAUGAAAGUCCAUACCACAGGAAGUCUUUGGCGAUAUGUGCGGGCCAGUAUGUCACUGUCGGGGUACAUGCCACCUCUGUGUGACCCUGUUGAUGGACAUCUUCUAUUGGACGGUGGAUAUGUCAAUAACUUGCCUGCUGAUGUGAUGAAGUCAAUGGGAGCCCAGUCUAUCUUUGCCGUGGAUGUUGGCAGUCAGGAUGAGACUUCCCUCACUAAUUAUGGAGAUGAUCUGUCUGGCUGGUGGUUACUAUGGAAACGCUGGAAUCCGUGGGCAGAACCUGUAAAGGUACCAGACAUGAAUGAGAUACAGUCCCGCCUGGCGUAUGUAUCAGGGGUACGGCAGCUGGAGAUGAUGAAGACCAGUGACUACUGUGAAUACAUUCGGCCACCUAUAGACAAGUUUGCCACCCUCCAGUUUGGCAGCUGCGAUGAAAUCAGUGAGGUAGGGUACCACCAUGGGCGGACUCUAUUUUCUGGCUGGGUCAAGGGAGGACUUGUGAAGCAGCUGUUUGAGGAGAAAUCCAAGGACAAGUCUUUUGGCAGCACAUCAAUGCUGAGACCUGAGGCGAACAUUCCAGUGAUGGCCAAAUUCACAGACUUGGCCGAGCUUGUGUCUAAGAUUGACGAGCCACAGCACCAUCUGUUGGCAGACUUCGAUGCACCAGACGAUGAAUACGAAGACGACGACAGUGAUGAUACUAACAGUUAUGAGGAUGAGUUGGUAGAGGAUGGAGAUGAGGAGUCCCUUGAUGACGAGGUCAUAGAGGAAAUUGUGCGUUCUCCCUCUAUGAUUCUUUCUCAGCCUGCAGCAGAAUCAAAGAAGAGUUCCACUAACUUGAAGAGGAGACCUGGUCAGGGCAAACAGAAUAAAUGAGCCAAACUUAACAAGUCUUUCAAGUGGAGCAUAUGUAAAACUUACCAUAUUAGCGUCAACUUUCUGUGUGACCAGUUUCCAUAUUGAUGUUGGCCUGUUUAACAUUUCCAUGUGACCAGUUUCCUUGCGAUGUUAAAUGUUUCCAAGUGACUAGCUAAUAUUUGGAUAUCAACUUAUUUGGAGUUCAACAUUUUUAUAUGAGCGUAUAAUUGUGGCAUUUUCCAAUCUGAUGUUUUAAUUAGCAAAUUGUUGUAUAGGAUCGUGAUUGGAAUCACACCAAGCAUAGCAACCCUGUUUGACGAGUGAUGUAUACUGUACAGUUGUUACAAUAUAACUGUUUCACCAUUUUGUGUAAGUGUGGCGCAAGGCUGAUCAGGUUUAAACAACUGAUUGCUGAUCUCAAGUAUGAACCCUCCAGGGUUACUGUGUGCUGUCCAUGCGUCCUUCUAAGUCAUGUACCGUACGUACAUGGAAUAUGUGAUACAAUGUUUUAUGUCUGUUUUUGUCAUUACAGUUGCUUCAGUUUACGAUUAUAUAUGAGUAUCCUCAUACAAGUAUUAGUGAGUAUGCAUUUUUGGGAGAAUUAUAUAAGAAACAAGUGCCUCAUCCUCUGUUCUGGGAUUCAAUAAAC
Mizuhopecten yessoensis (Yesso scallop) is the source of this 4664-nucleotide messenger RNA. Its product is annotated as patatin-like phospholipase domain-containing protein 7. Gene Ontology annotation, biological process: phosphatidylcholine metabolic process. The record is from RefSeq and is a predicted model, not a curated record. Gene Ontology annotation, molecular function: phosphatidylcholine lysophospholipase A1 activity. NCBI's taxonomy places the organism in Eukaryota, Metazoa, Mollusca, Bivalvia, Pectinida, Pectinidae. The coding region runs from base 29 to 4033 and encodes 1334 amino acids. The transcript is spliced from 35 exons. Gene Ontology annotation, cellular component: endoplasmic reticulum.